AUGGCUACUGGGGGAUUGCUGGGUGCAGAAAACUUUCACCGAUUCACUCCUCAAUCUCUGGCCGCCAUCAAGAAGCGUAUCAUGGCCAAGAGAGACUUGCCACCCACAGAGAAGCUACGGCCCCAGCUUGAUCUUCAGGCAUGCCAGAAAGUCCCUGCCCUUUAUGGAAACCCUCCUGUGGAACUUAUUGCAGAACCCUUGGAAGAUCUAGAUCCCUACUAUCAUGAUCACAAGACAUUUAUGGUCUUGAACAAAGGAAAAACAAUCUUUCGAUUUACUGCCACACGGGCUUUAUACAUCUUCAGUCCUUUCCACCGAAUCAGGCGGAUGACAAUUAAAGUUUUAAUUCAUUCAUAUCCGUUUACUUGGUUUAUCAUGAUCACUAUUUUAACUAACUGCGUAUUCAUGGCUCUUUCGGAUUCAUCACAGACAAACAGCAAAGAGAACUCUUCAAGCAAAUACGUUGAGUAUACUUUCACUGGAAUUUAUACUUUUGAAUGUCUGAUCAAGAUUCUGGCAAGAGGGUUCUGCUUGAAUGAGUUCACUUUCCUCCGGGACCCGUGGAACUGGCUGGAUUUCAGUGUCAUCGUGAUGGCGUAUAUAGGAGAGUUUAUUGAACUUGGAAAUGUCUCUGUUCUUCGGAUGUUCCGAGUGUUGAGAGCUUUGAAAACAAUUUCCAUUGUCCCAGGUUUGAAGGUCAUUGUUGGAGCUUUGAUCCAAUCGGUGAAGAAACUCACAGACGUCAUGAUCUUGACUGUUUUCUGUUUGAGCGUCUUUGCCCUUAUUGGGCUCCAACUCUUCAAGGGACACCUGAAACAGAAAUGUGUCAGGAACUAUACAGAAUUUAUCAAUCAGAGCAUAAGUAACAUUUCCUAUGAGGUUUUCACCAACACUGCAGAAAAUUACCAACUGAAAAAUGGCACUGAAGACUUUUUGUUGUGUCGCAAUGGCUCAGAUGGAGGGUCCUGUCCACCACAAUACGUGUGCCUGAAAGUCGGAGAUAAUCCUGAUUUUGGCUUCACCAGCUUUGAUACUUUUGGUUGGGCUUUCCUCUCCUUAUUCCGCCUCAUGACGCAGGACUACUGGGAACGCCUCUACCAACAGACACUAAGAGCAUCUGGGAAGAUUUACAUGCUGUUUUUCGUGCUGGUCAUUUUCCUGGGCUCGUUUUAUCUGGUCAAUCUAAUCUUAGCUGUGGUCACCAUGGCUUAUGAGGAACAGAGCAAAGCCACCAUCGCUGAAACAGAGGCCAAAGAGAGAAAAUUCCGGGAAGCCAUGGAAAUGCUAAAAAAAGAACAAGAGGAAUUAAACGCCAGAGAAAAUGACAGUAUGUCUCUUAGCUCCUUUGAAGUGUCUCCAGCAUCUAAGGAAGACAAAGAACGAAGCAACCGAAGAAAGAAAUUGUCCUUAGGAAUGGAAGAUUCGGGCCCAGCCUCAAAUGACAAUCAUCGAAAAACAAUCUUCAGCUAUGGUUAUGGGCCUUCUUCAAACCCAGCAAAACGGAGGCCAAGUCAUGGGAGUGUCUUCAGUUUCCAUCUAUCAGGGAAAGAGACUGGAUCCAAGACUGAAUUUGGGGAUGACGAAUCCAACAGCGUUGGGGAUUUGGAGCUACAACGUGGGUCUGUUUUGCCUUCGCGCAUAGUAAGGCGCCCAAGCACCCAAAGUCAAGCCAGCUAUGGAUCACAUCCAGCUACUCCUAACUACAUGCAGUCCAGUAGAUGGAACGCCGGAGAUGAUUGCAACGGGAUGAUCUCCUUGGUGGGACCUGGUGGAAUGAGGUCUUUGAACAUGGAACCUCUUUCAGGAGAAGGCAUGUUGCUGCCUCCUGUUAUGGAAAACCCCAAAAUGAGCAGCCAAAUGUCUUUGUAUGAGGAAGCUAACAAGAUGGUCCGAGUUCAUCGAUUGUCCGUUGAUUAUUACAACCAGCCGCUUCAGAGGCAACGGGCAGCGAGUGCGGUCAGCAUUAUCACCAGUGUCCUUGAAGAGCUUGAAGAAUCAGAUCGAAAAUGGCCUCGCUUCUUGAACAAGUUAGCUCGCAAGUAUUUUAUCUGGAAUUGUUGCCCUCUGUGGCAGAAAAUAAAGAAGAAAGUGGGUGUUAUUGUAAUGGAUCCCUUUACCGAUCUCAUCAUUACACUUUGCAUUGUGAUGAACACUCUUUUCAUGGCCUUGGACCACUACAAAAUGACCCCCCAGUUUGAACAAGCUCUUUCAAGUGGUAACAUGAUUUUCACCGCGAUUUUCACGGCAGAAAUGAUCCUGAAAAUCAUCGCCAUGGACCCUUACCAUUAUUUUCAGCAGCGCUCAAAUGUCUUUGACAGCGUGAUUGUCCUGAUCAGCAUAAUUGAGCUGAGCACGUCUACCGAGACGAAAGAGAACAAGAAAGGAAAGAAAGGCGGGAAAAAGGGCAGCUUUUCUGUCCUGAGAACCUUGAGGCUGAUGAGAGUCUUCAAGCUGGCAAAGUCUUGGCCCACCUUAAAUACCCUCAUAAAAAUCAUCUUAAAUUCAGUGGAUGCUCUGGGCAACCUCACCCUGGUCCUGGCUAUUAUCGUCUUUAUUUUUGCUGUAUUUGGGAUGCAACUGUUUGGGAGCAGUUAUAAAAUCUCCUGCAAGAAGUUAGAUCCCGCUUGCAAACUGCGCUGGCACAUGGAGGAUUUUUUUCAUUCUUUCCUCAUUAUCUUCCGAAUCCUGUGUGGGGAAUGGAUUGAGACCAUGUGGCACUGCAUGGUGGUAGCUGAGCGGUCCCUGUGCCUGCUGGUCUUUGUGAUGGUGAUGGUGAUUGGGAAUUUAGUGGUUCUCAAUUUGUUCAUCGCCCUUCUGCUGAAUUCCUUCAGUACUGAUAAUCUCAAUCAGCUCCCAGAAGAUGACAGGGAGACCAACAACUUGAAGAUUGCCUUUGCUAGGAUCCACAGAGGGCUUCAUGUUGCAAAACAGGCCACGUUGAGCAUUUUCUUCCGAGCGCUGGGAUGGAAGAGGAAAGCAGCCACCAAGAAAGUAAAAUGUGACUUGGAGAAAAGUGAGGUAGAACUGAGAAGCGAUGGUCAUAAUUCCAAAGAGGGUCACAGCAGCCCCCGAGUGAGUGAGAAGAACAACCAAGAUGACUUCAUCUCCAAUCCCAAUGUGUUUGUCUGUGUUCCGAUUGCUCAUGUGGAAACUGAUAGCGACGCCUCAGAAGAUCUGGGCUCAGUCGUGGAGACAGAGUGCACGAAGCAGCAGGAAAACCAGUUGCGCUUGAGGGGAGAAAAGGCCAAAAGCUGUGAAGUCUGGAGCCGGACGUCAGAAAUUUCUAUCCCUGAAGAAAGAAAUGGAUCUUCGCUGUCCAAGGAAAAAGCGAAUGCCGACUCAACCAGUUGUUCAGAAGGCAGCACUGUGGAUCUGACAGACCCAGAUGAAUUCGUGAAGAACAACUCUGAGCUCGAUGAGGAUUUCAAGCAGCCAGAUAAUUGUUUCCCAGAAAGAUGUGUUCGCCGUUAUCCUUGGUGUUCCGUGAAUACUACAAAGUUUCCAGGGAAAACAUGGUGGAAUUUAAGAAAGACAUGUUACCAAAUUGUGGAACAUAACUGGUUUGAAAGCUUCAUUGUGUUCAUGAUUUUGUUAAGUAGUGGAGCGCUGGCAUUUGAAGACAUUUACUUGAGCGAAAGGAGGAAUAUUAAAACCAUGCUGGAUUAUGCUGACAAAAUCUUCACCUACAUAUUUGUCUUAGAGAUGUUGCUGAAAUGGGUGGCUUAUGGAUUCCACAAAUAUUUCACCAAUGCUUGGUGCUGGCUUGAUUUCCUGAUUGUAGAUAUCUCCCUGAUAACUCUUAUAGCACCUUUGCUUGGAAAAUCGGAGAUGGUGCCCAUGAAAUCUCUCCGUACAUUGCGAGCUUUGCGACCGCUAAGAGCCCUGUCUCGAUUUGAAGGGAUGCGGGUGGUAGUCAAUGCCUUGCUUGGAGCCAUUCCUUCCAUUAUGAAUGUGCUGCUUGUCUGCCUGAUUUUUUGGCUCAUCUUUAGCAUUGUUGGAGUCAGCCUGUUUGCCGGAAAAUUUGGAAAAUGCAUUAACCGGACUGAAACAAAUAGCGUUAUCAAUGAAAGCGUUAUUUUUCGCAAGUCAGAUUGCAAGAAUAAAAACAGCACGGGACAACUGUAUUGGACCACCGUUAAAGUGAAUUUUGAUAAUGUUGGCCUGGGCUAUUUGGCUCUUCUUCAAGUGGCAACUUUUAAAGGUUGGAUGGACAUAAUGUAUGCAGCAGUUGAUUCAACAGGAGUUGAGCUUCAACCAAAAUGGGAGCACAGCAAAUAUAUGUACAUCUACUUUGUGAUUUUCAUCAUCUUUGGCUCUUUUUUCACUCUGAAUCUUUUUGUGGGGGUCAUUAUUGACAAUUUUAAUCAACAAAAGAAAAAGUUCGGUGGUCAAGACAUCUUUAUGACAGAAGAACAAAAAAAGUACUAUAAUGCCAUGAAAAAACUGGGAUCAAAGAAACCUCAAAAGCCUAUACCAAGGCCAACGAACAAGUACCAAGGAUUCCUUUUUGAUAUUGUGACUCACCAAGUGUUCGAUAUUGCCAUCAUGAGCCUCAUCUGCCUUAAUAUGAUUACAAUGAUGGUGGAGGCAGAUGACCAGUCUCAGGAGAAGAUGCAUGUCCUGAACAAGAUCAACGUUCUCUUUAUCACUCUGUUCACAACUGAGUGUGUCAUGAAGCUGGUGGCCCUGAGACAUUACUAUUUUAUCAAUGGAUGGAAUAUUUUUGAUCUGGUGGUUGUGAUCAUGUCAAUUGUAGGUAACGUGCUUUCUGGGAUUGUAGUCUCUUUCUCACCCACGCUUUUCCGGGUGAUCCGUUUAGUACGGAUUGGACGAAUCCUUCGGCUCAUUCGAUCUGCCCGAGGAAUCCGGACUCUCCUUUUCGCCCUGAUGAUGUCUCUCCCUGCUCUGUUCAACAUUGGCCUCCUGCUUUUUCUGGUGAUGUUCAUUUAUGCCAUUUUUGGCAUGGCCAACUUUGCAUACGUCGUCAGGGAAGCUGGGAUUGAUGACAUGUUUAACUUUGAGACUUUUGGGAACAGCAUGCUCUGCCUCUUCCAGAUCACAACUUCUGCUGGCUGGGAUGGGCUCCUCAGCCCCAUUUUGAACACUGGGCCUCCAUUUUGUAACCCAAAGCUCAACGUUCCUUCAACGUCUUCUAAAGGAGAUUGUGGAAACCCUGCAAUGGGGAUCAUCUUCUUUGUGACUUAUAUCAUUAUAUCUUUCCUCAUUGUUGUGAACAUGUAUAUUGCUAUCAUUUUGGAGAACUUCAACGUGGCCACAGAAGAAAGCACCGAGCCUUUAGGGGACGAUGACUUUGAAAUGUUUUAUGAGGUAUGGGAGAAGUUUGACCCCAAGGCAACCCAAUUUAUUUCAUAUUCUGAGCUGUCUGACUUUGCACACGCGUUAGUGGAUCCCUUGCGCAUCCCUAAGCCAAACAAACUUGAGUUGAUCGCAAUGGAUCUUCCCAUGGUCAGCGAAGACAGAAUCCACUGCUUGGACAUUCUCUUUGCUUUCACCAAAAGGGUUCUGGGAGACUCUGGAGAGAUGGACAUACUGAAGCAACAGAUGGAGGAGAAGUUCAUGGUUGCUAACCCAUCCAGGGCUUCACACGAACCAAUCACCACCACCCUCCGACGUAAGUAUGAGGACACUUCGGCUAUGAUCAUUCAGAAAGCCUUUCGGAGUCAUUUGCUCCAACGUUCCAUGAAGCAGGCCUCAUUCUUACACCGUCACAAAAACUGCGAUGGAGACAUCCUGGAAGAAGAUGCUCCAGAAAAGGAAGGUCUCGUUGCCUUUUUGAUGAAUGAAACUUAUAACCGAAAGAUGGAAGAGUCACAGACACCGUCCUUGGAGUCUAUCCCUCCCUCCUAUCACAGCAUUGCAGGAGACCAGGAUGGUGAUGAUGGAGACCACAAGGGGGUUUGUUACCAGAAAACGGCAGAAUCUUCUAAGAGUGACAAGCUUAGAGAUGGUCAAUUGUUCCCCGAUAAAGACAAGAAAUCCAAUGUUUAAUCAAGGACUUCGGAGCAUAGUAUUAAAAUAAAGAUAAGUUGCAACACAUACUGAGAAGAACUCUUACAUAUCUUAGUUAUCUAAGAGUUGUUUAUCUAACGUUAAAACAUUUAAUACUUUUGACUAUGUUAGGUUUCUGGCAGUUUGACAGCAAGAUGUUACAAACCAUGUUUCUAAUUGAUCUAUUGGGAAUCUGUUGGUCAAGCUGAGAUGAUAAUUUCCUGGCUGCCAUUGAACUAAAAUUCAGCUUCUUUUGUUCAGCAUGGAUCAAGCUGGCAAUCAUAGAACUUUCCCAGAUGUUUCAAUUUCUGAUCAGCUUCUGACUCAUAGUUAUGAUUCUCUGGAACUCCUAACCAAGGAACAGUUUUGAUGCAGAAAGGCAGAAGCUAUGACUCUCAUAACCACCUUUGGAUACAGUUUGAAUGGUAUUUCCCAUACUUUUUGUCUUCAGUAAAAUAAAAUCCAGCUUUCUCUAAAUCAAGAAGUUGAGAAGAAAACUUCUCAAUCCUCAGAUCCUUCUCUUGCAUUUAUUUGUGGUAACUGUGGUAAGAUGGAGAGCUAAUAAAUUUUGCAAAUAAAUAAAUACAUUUGGGGAAAGGACACUUAUGAAAGAGAAAUUUCCAGGAAGAAAACUAAGGUUGGCCAGAUUGCUGCUCUAGAAGACUUUUAAUUCAGAAUGAAUCUUUUGAACUGAAAUGAAAUAAUUUUGAAUGGAGUCAGCAAUGGACAGACUGACUUGCCAUUCAUUUACAGAUAGUCAUUUACAGGUUAUGCAAUGCUGCAACCUAAUUGUUGAUUUAAAAUGAUACAUAAAAUGCUGUUAUUAUUA
This is a messenger RNA of Pantherophis guttatus, 6838 nucleotides long. The record is from RefSeq and is a predicted model, not a curated record. Lineage: Eukaryota; Metazoa; Chordata; Lepidosauria; Squamata; Colubridae.